GGGAUCUUCAUUCUGUCACUAACACAUGUAGAGCAGGGCAGGACUGAAGUACGGCGUUCGUGGGGGGAGAAAGAAGAGAUUACAUUACUCUCGUUUUGUGAAGCCGAAAAACAAAGGUCCGUCUGUUUUGUAUGGAAAUUUCUAAGUGCAUAGUGCAACAUAUUUUUUUCAAGGACAUAUCCCAGUCGCUCUUGAAACAGGCUCGCGCCAGUGGAAAUACAAUCUGAAAACUCCAUUGCCUUACUUCGUGUAUUACUAUCAAUAGAGCGAAAUAUUCCGGAGGACUUAAGAUCUGCAUUUUCUGGUCUUGGGCUGGUGCGUUGUAUCUUGACUUUGUCAUUUGAUUGCGAAUUCAACCCAGUUCCCCGGACUCUCUGUAUUGCUUUUUAAUACAAUAUAAUUGUCCGAGAAGGGUCUGCGCGACAAAUUGUUUCAACACUUACAUUUCAAGGAGACAAAAGAGCUUCUGAGCAGCUUCGCCCUGUCUUGUCCAGCUACGGAGAUCAUGGUGAACCCCGGUGGCAGUGCCCAGCCACCCCCGGUUGGAGCAGGCUCCCUCUCCUGGAAGAGGUGCGCGGGCUGCGGGGGAAAGAUCGCAGACCGCUUCCUCCUCUACGCCAUGGACAGCUACUGGCACAGCAGGUGCCUCAAGUGCUCCUGUUGCCAGGCGCAGCUGGGCGAGAUUGGCACGUCCUGCUACACCAAAAGCGGCAUGAUCCUCUGCAGAAAUGACUACAUAAGGUUAUUUGGGAAUAGUGGGGCUUGCAGUGCGUGCGGCCAGUCCAUACCGGCCAGUGAAUUGGUCAUGAGAGCACAGGGCAACGUCUACCAUCUCAAGUGCUUCACGUGCUCCACCUGCCGGAAUCGCCUGGUCCCCGGGGACCGGUUCCACUACAUCAACGGCAGCCUGUUCUGCGAACACGACAGACCCACGGCCCUCAUCAACGGCCAUUUGAAUUCACUCCAGACGAACCCGCUACUGCCAGACCAGAAGGUGUGUUAAAAAGGGAGGCGUUCCAAGAAGCAGGAGGCGUGCCUUCAUUUCCGCCCUCCCUCAUCGCCCCCCGCGACCUCAGUGCCGGCCCCCCCGCAACCCCCCCCCCCCGCCGCUCCCUCCUCCCCCCGCCAUCCCAGCUCCCCUUUCAGCACCCCCCCCCCCCCACAGGUGGGCGCCCUGUGCACACGCGUGACUGAGAUGCCACUCCGAGGACUUCGUGGACCUGGACUAAUGGGAGGCUGAUCAGAAAAACGAGAACGAACGAGAGAGACAAACCUGAGGACAUUUCGGGUAGACAGAGAAAGGAAAAAAAAAAUGACAAAUGAAGCUAAUUACGUGCAGCUUUUCAAAUCUGCAUAGUACCCUCAUUAACAGUUAGUGGGGGAACUGACUGCAUUUUCUUUCUUUUCCUUUUUUAAGCCCUCCCCCCCUCCCUUUUUUUCUUUACAACCUGAUAUUUCCUCUUUAUAUAUUUUAAGUGUUGUAAAGGGAAUGUGUUUCAUUUUGGGGAUAAAAGACUAUGGGAUAAAAAGAUAUCCGUGGCUUUUGUGGAAAUCAAAUCAUAAACACUUUUGGUGUAUCUGUAAAAUGCCAUGUAUGUAUGCAUGUAAGUGUUUUGUCCCGAUGUGGCUACACUCUUCUCCUGACAUCUCCUUCCCUAAACCCCUUUCCUCUAAACUUUUACCCCGACACCUAAACCUACCACAGCAGACAACAAAAAAGAAAAAGACAAACAAAAAAUGCUCAUAGCUGAUAAUGUAGAGAUUUUCACCAACCUAUAAAUGCUGAAUGAAAUAAAUCUAUUUGUGAUAUUUUCAGAGACAUUUGCUCCAGUAUGGUGUAUUUAAUUAAUAAAAAUUAAGAUCAAAUGAAAAUACAAA
Anguilla rostrata (American eel) is the source of this 1878-nucleotide messenger RNA. Its product is annotated as LIM domain transcription factor LMO4. Lineage: Eukaryota; Metazoa; Chordata; Actinopteri; Anguilliformes; Anguillidae. The transcript is spliced from 5 exons. The record is from RefSeq and is a predicted model, not a curated record. Bases 506 to 1003 code for a protein of 165 amino acids.